CAAUGUCAUGGGAAUAUCGGAGCUGAGCAGAUCAGCAAUCUUGGACCUGCUUGUUUAGGCGGUGCCAGUGCUGAGACCAUCCGUGAUAUGUCUGACCUAGCUGAUAACAUGGACGUUGUCAGAGAAGCUGCAAAACUUCUUUCACUUGCCGCCCGAGGAGAAGUUGUACGAAAGUUACGAGAGGAAAGUAGCUUAGGCCAAGCUGUGAGGGAUUUUGGAGCUGAUCUAGCGGAAGGUUUAUCCAAUAACCAAAUUAAGGAUGUAAGUCUUGCAGACUGUGGAUUUGAAGAAGGAGGGGAUGGCUCAUGUGGUGACGUGGAAUUUAAACCAUGUACAGGCGCGUAAUUUGUUCCGAAGAGCUAAGGAAGAAAGAUCAGGUGAAAUGGGAACAGCUGAUUUUGAACAGAUGGGUAAAGCAGUUGUCGGUUGCAGACAUGGUGAUUUGACUGAAAAUGUACCAACAGAUGAACAGCUUGCCUGCGUUCAGACUAUGUCUGAAAAUGGCCGUGGCAAUAUGCGACCAAAGCAGAUUCGGGACAUUGCUGAUAAAGUAGUGAAGCCUCGUUUAGAAGCAUUAGUCGAGGACGGGGAAUGUAUUCUAAAUGGAUUGUCUGUUGAAGAAGCUGCCAGCAUGCCAGAAUUCAUGCUUCAAUUACCAUUUGAAACUUUCCAGAAUGAGACCUGUACUACUGAGAUUUUGGAAGCUGCUUUGUGUAGCUUUGGCAACCUUGAUGAUGCAGAGCAUAUGAGAAACCAUCCUAUUCAUAACCGCAGAGAAUUGAUUAACAUUAUUCUCAACUUUUAUGAGAUUGGUGAAACUGACCCAAUCACCUCUGAUGUGUUGAACUGUCUGGGUGGCUUGGCCUGUGGCCUUACUCCUGAAUCUAUUGCCAAUAUUGAAGAAGAUGCUUUGUCUGAUUAUAUUUCAACAUCCGGGCAGUGCUGUUUAAGAAAGUUACAGAGACAGGCCAUUGUGGACAGAGUUAUGGAGUCUACUGGUGCAACCAGUAUAGAUGAUAAUGCAAUGGUGGAUUACCUUGAUGAUUUGAUUCUAUUUUUAGCACCUGAUGACACUGCAGCAGUUGAUGCGGAUACAAUCUAUACCAAGAUCGUUGAUGAGAAUGCACUUGAUACUGUGUUAGAUUUGUCAAAGGAAGCAAAACGACUGUGUCGUUUUGAUCGCAAGGAUGAAGAUGGUGAAAAUACAGCCGAAGAUGAACAGCGAAGUGCUUUGAUAGAGCAGGCUCAAGAUGGCAGCAGUACUGAAUCAAAACGUCGCCGUCGCCGUGAGACUUCAUCACCAUGUGACUUGAUUGCCAGGGCUGAAGAAUACUGUACAGCUUUCAGUGCAGAAGAGAUCAACUCAUGGACAACCGAUGACUUCACCUGUGCACUGGACUACAUGAGUACAAUCUGUUCUUGGUCUGAAGAUCAACUCACCGCUCUAAUCAGUCAGGCUAAAGAGGUUUAUGGUGCAGAUGUCAGUCAAUGGUCCGGUAGUGAUCUUACUAGCUUGGGAUGCAUUGCUCAAGGUUUGACUCACAGUGAACUUUCUACGGCAAAUAUCGAUUCCAACUCUGUGGUGGAGGCACUCUCGCAGUAUGAUGGAUGGAGUGAACAGCAAGCGGAUGCUGCUCUUACCCAGUAUUUGACACUGACAGGAAAGACUGCAGAUACACUGGAUGCUACUGACCUUAGCUCAUUGAUGUAUUUCCUAGCUGCUUUAGAUUCCUCUUCAGUGACACAGAUUGACAUUGAUGCCUUUAAGGAUGCGAUUGCUGUUCUUUCCGAGAUUACGUCGUUCAAUCAUGACCAACUGGAUGCCUUUCUGGACUUGUGUCGACAAAUUUAUGGGGACAGUGAUAUCAGCAAUUGGUUGGAAGAAGAUAUUGGUGAAGCUGGUGUCUUUAUGGCGGGUACAACUGCAAAUGAGUUGUCUUCUUUGUCCGAGGAUCAGUUGGCUGGUAUUCAAGCCUUGACAUUUUCCAUAAUCAGAGGCGAAGUGUUGGGUGCAUUAAGUGCGGCACAGUUGGAGAAUUUGGGUUCAGAUCAAGUUAACUAUAUUAGUGAUUCUACCAGGGAUUUAUUGACAGCAGAACAGAUAGAAGCAUUGGAAACAGCUUUGUAUGGCAAUGAAGUUGCUCCUGCUACAGAUGGUUCUGGUGCCACAGGUCUGGCUUGCAGUAUGGUUGCUAUGGCUACAUCCAUGAUGCUUGUUGUCUUCAGAAUCUAAAUGGACAUCAAGCAGAUUUUAAUGUGUAAUUUAAUCGGUAUGAAUAAUGUUAGUGAGCAUGAAGUCGUCUUCUGAGUAGAUUCCUUGAUUUUCAUUAAAGAGUGUCAGCUUUUUUUUAAUAUCUACAAUAUUGAAAUUUGUGUGCUUAGUUAAAUGAUUGAUUAAUUUACUGCAUUUGAAGCACAAAGAUUGUAAAAUGCCCAGUUCAUACAAGUGACAAUAUUUUUACAUAUCAGGAAGAAAUUUGUUAAUCACCCUCUAAUCUAUGCAUAAUGAAAAUCAAAAUGGCUGCUCUUUAGUAGUAAAUCAUGUGUAUCUUCUUAGAUCAACCCGUGACUGAAUUUCGCUUAGUUAUUUCAUUUCUGAUUUUAUAAGUUGUAUCUUUUUUUCAAGAUAUAACUAUAAGUGCAUGCAAUCAGUAUCUUUCCUUUUCAUCUGCUGUUCAGUAUGGAUUUACUUUUUGUACAAAGCAAACUUUAAAGUGACCACCUUGUUUAUGCGAUCGGCAGCAGUUACAAAGCCUCAAACUGAUGAGCGCCCUCUAUGUCAUUAUAGAGAUUUGUAGAGUAUUAGUUCAGUAACAAUAUGUUCGUAAUUUAAAAAAAAAACAGAAUGAAGGUUUAGGUAUUGACUUUUAUGUGUAUA
Saccoglossus kowalevskii is the source of this 2878-nucleotide messenger RNA. RefSeq lists its product as uncharacterized. Gene Ontology annotation, biological process: cell-matrix adhesion. Gene Ontology annotation, cellular component: cell surface. Lineage: Eukaryota; Metazoa; Hemichordata; Enteropneusta; Harrimaniidae. The record is from RefSeq and is a predicted model, not a curated record.